UUUUUUUUCUCUUCUCCUUACAUAACGAGGAUGGAAUAUCUUGCCCAAUAUGAAAAUUUUCUUAUCAAGAAUGCAGCUCAAAUAACAAGUUUUGAAUCAUCUUUAAGAUCUCUUACUUACAUUUUACCAGGACGAUUCCAUGAUGCCGAGUUUGCGUCUCAAGCAGUGUAUGCGGCUUUAAACCUUGUUGGACUCUAUCACAAUUCGAUUUUACGGCGUGCAGCACAACAAAAAGCAAAGGAACUUAAACGACCAGAAUUAGCACAAGACUCUACAUUUAAUAAAUAUCUCUUGUUCUGGCAACAACGAUCGAAAUGGAAUCAUACAGCAUCAACCAUCUUGUCUAUUCUGGCUUAUACCCAAGUAUUGAUUGAAAUGGGUGUACGGAAAAAAUGGGGAAAACGUGCACAAUGGAAAAUUAUUGCAUUUUUGGAAGCAUUCAAGGUAUUAUUACGACUUGGUUUAUUGAAAACAACAGAGGAUAGAAUGACAUUAUCACCUACUCAUUUACAACGCGAUGUGGAUCCUGCAAGUUUGGAAACAAAGACUAGUCGAACAGGCACCUAUCAAGGAGAACGCACUGGACAAGAAUGGCCAAGCAUGAAAACUUCUUUUGCAUUGGAUCAACGUGACAAGUUUGAUGAUAUUAAUGCAUUCUUGAUGACCAAAGUGUUGACACCAGAAAAAUUACGACAACCUCCUCAAAUGACUCAUGUUUUGUCAGGUUUAGGCAAUGUGGGUGAAAUCCUGUACAUUUUACGACCUUUGAUUUAUGUAUUAUGUAUUCUCAAAUAUGGACAAAGAUCAUGGAAACCUUGGAUUAUUUCAUUAGCAGCUGAAAUAGGAUCUCAAUUGGCACUUCGAAAAGCAUUUAUAUCUUCUUCAGAUGGACGUAACAUCAUGAUGCCAUUGGAAAAUCAAGAGAUGUCUAGACGGGUACACCUGAUUUGGUUCAACUUUGUACGGGGAGCUUUUUACAGUCGUAUCACAAGACCAAAAUUGGAACAAUAUUGUAAUCGUUUGGAAUCAAAGCCUAUUCUCAAGUUGGCGGCUGGUGUUUUACGAGAUUAUUUACCAUUAUGGGAAAACAUUUAUUUUUAUACAUCUUCAUCCUAGUUUUAGUUAUUUAGUUUUAACCAAUUCAAAAAAUAAUAAUAAAAAAGUAAUAAAAAUAUAUGAAUAUUUA
This is a messenger RNA of Halteromyces radiatus, 1186 nucleotides long. RefSeq names its product peroxisome membrane protein. Gene Ontology annotation, cellular component: peroxisomal membrane. Lineage: Eukaryota; Fungi; Mucoromycota; Mucoromycetes; Mucorales; Cunninghamellaceae. Gene Ontology annotation, biological process: peroxisome organization. The record is from RefSeq and is a predicted model, not a curated record. The transcript has 5 exons. Bases 31 to 1116 code for a protein of 361 amino acids.